AAAAAUUAUAUAUUUUUGAAAUUCUUCGUUUACGUCGCUUCGUGACUGUAGCGUGAAAAACUCAUCGCAUUUUCCAUCAUAAUCAUACACAUAAAUCCGAAGAGAGAGGGCAUCAUCCCAAAAAAAGAUACACCAAAAACAAGAGAGUUUUCCUGCGAUCAUUAAAAUUGCGAGGAGGAAAUUUUUCGAAAGCUACAAAUUUUCCGACACCACAGUUUUCGGUCUUCAGUCUGAGGAAAACUAUCGGGGCUCCAGGUAGACGCUGGACGUGUAUGCUUAAAAACGAAAAUAAUUUUAUUCUAAAAAAAAAGUUGUGUCUGUAUCUAUAGGAGGCAUGAGUGUUCUUUUUUUAUGUGCCCAUAAAAUUUAAGUCUUGAUUUUUCAAAGAUAUUGAAAAAUAAUUGUGGAAAUAUUUUUCUCAAUUGUCCUUCGCGGCGGUUAAUUUUUUAAAAUAGUUUUUUGAUUUUUGUUUUGAAAUUAAAAAAAAAAUCACAUUUCUGUCUUUUAAUGCAAAAAAUAAAUAAAAAUACCACAGAAAUGUGAGAAAAUAUAGUGAAAAAGUUAUAUUUUUGUCUGUGAGCUAAUUAUAGUUUUUUUUUUCUGCUUCUAAAAAUUAAUUUCAAAGAAAAGCCAAGAAAAUAUAAAUAAAUUUCAAAAUUAAAUUAAAAGAAAGAAGAAUAAAAAAAAAAGAAAUCAUACAAAAGGUAAAGUGAGUGAGAAAAUUGUGAAAAAGUUCUUCUGGUUUUUUUGUUUGUGAGAGUGUUUUUGUACGAAAUAAUUGGAUUUCCUGUGAAAUCCAAUGGAUUAACUUCUCUCCAUACAGGAUACGGAUACGACACGGAAAAAAAAUAAAAUGGAUAAAGCAGCGCACGCAUCAGAAUCUCAAAAGGCAUCAACUACUGGAAGCACUGCAUCAUCAGCUUUAUUACCAGCAACAUCAAUAUCAACCUCUUCACUACCACAAUUAACAUUCAGUGAAAACUCCAGCUCCCUGGUCAGAUGCAUUCCCAACGAACGGGCUACAUUUUUUGUAAAAAUCGAUUGCCCCGAUGAUCCGGAGAUUCUUCCGCUAAAAUUCGAAUGGAGCCGUGGUGAAUUACCAAUUGAGAACUCUGAUCGUUUCCGUAUAACACAAACCAGCAAUGCUGUUCAGUUAGCCGUUGAACAUGUACAACGCGAAGACGCCGGUCACUACACGCUCUACGCUCGCACUAAAGCGGGCAACGUCAUACGAAAAGACGUUGAGCUGCUUGUCGAAGACAGAUCGACAGGCGAUGAUCCGCCAAUAUUUUUGCGUCGCCUGGGCGAUCUGUCUGUCAAAGUCGGAACCCGAACAAGGCUGCUCGUUGAGAUUCGCAGCUCAACUGAUGUCAAGAUAACUUGGUAUCGAAAUGAUCGUCGAAUCUGUGAAAACGAUCGAAUAAAGCAAAUAAACGAGGGAUCGUUCUAUUGCAUCGAAAUUACUCCGGUAAUUCUGGAGGACGGAGGACAGUGGAUGGUUAUGGCAGAGAAUUUGGGGGGUCGAAACUCUUGCAUAGCUCAUCUAAAUGUCCUCGUUCCGAAGGCUUACAAGUCACCAGAAUUUAUCGAGGAACUACGAGCAGUGCUCACCGAUCAGGGAACAGUAUCAUUGGAGUGUAAGGUUGUCGGGGUGCCAACUCCGGUAUUGAGGUGGUUUAAAGACUCGAAAGAAAUUAAGGCUGGCGAUGUUUUCGCUCUCACUGCCAAUCCUGAUGAUCCCACCUCACUGGGAACGUAUACCUGUGAGGCGGUAAAUUGUAUGGGUAAAACGUAUUCUAGUUCAAAGGUUCAUGUCGUUGGUAGGGGCAGUCGUGAGGGAUCACUGAAGCCUGCUGAUAGCGUUCAAAACAACGCACCACCUCCGAUAUUUACAAAUGAAUUGCGUGGAACAUCGGUACGCAUCGGUGACACAAUAAUUCUCGGCUGUCAAGUUGUUGUUCCUCCAUGGCCAAAAACUGUUGCCUGGUACAAUAAAGAGGGACGUGUUGAAGCCAACGAUAAAUACAAAUUGAUCGAAGAUGGUCUUGGUGUUUAUAUGAUUGAAAUCAAGCCAUCCGAAAGUUGUGAUGAAGGUGAAUGGAAAUGUGUAGUAACUAGUCAAGAAGGAUGUGUUGGAAUAUCAUCAUGUUCUGUUGCAAUGGAUAUUCCUAAAAACUAUCGAAAACCCCGUUUCAUGGAAAGUCUCAAAGCCGUACUAACCGAAGAAGGUCUAGUAUCAUUCGAAUGCAAAGUUGUUGGAUUCCCAACACCAACUUUAAAAUGGUUCAAAGAUGGUCAAGAACUUAAACCGGGUGAUGUCUACCAAUUGACCGGAACAAAUUCUUUAGGAACCUAUUGUUGCAUUGCAAAGAACUGCAUGGGCGAAAAUAGUAGUGUAGCUGUUCUAACAAUUGAAGAUAUCGAAAAUCAAUUAAACGAUGAAGAACGAAUUAUGUUUACCAAACAAAAUCAACCGCCGAAAUUUGUUUCCGGUUUGAAGACACAAGAUGCUAAAAUUAACGAACCUUUCCGAUUCACUGUGACGGUUAAGGCUUUGCCAGACCCAGUUUUAUCAUGGUUUCGGGAUGAAUUGCCAAUUGAAUCGAACGAACGCUAUCAUCAUUAUGCCGGAGAACCAGAAACUUAUCACUUGGACGUAAAAUGUGUAGAAUUUGUUGAUCAAGCCGAAUGGAAGUGUGUAGCUGUAAAUGACUUUGGAACCAGUGUUACAUCAUGCUUUUUGAAACUUCAAAUUCCGAGACAUUUCAAGAAACCAAGGUUUUUAGAGUGUCUUCGAGCUGUUCUAACUGAAGAAGGAGCUGUUAACUUGGAAUGUAAGGUUAUUGGAGUUCCUCAACCAGUCUUGAAAUGGUACAAAGAUGGAAUCGAACUAAAGCCAGGAGAUAUACAUCGAAUAAUUUCGGGGCAAGAUGGAACUUGCUGCUUGGGAACCUACACUUGUGAGGCACGAAAUUGCAUGGGAGUCGUUGCAAGUUCAGCUUCUCUUCUUGGCUUUGAAGAUGCCUACAAGAAUCAAAAAGCUGAACCACCUGUCAAUGAACUUCAGAGAAACUUCUCGCUUUCCACCAUUCAAGAAGAACGAACUUCCCAAAUGUAUGAAAGUGCCGUUGGAGAUAUCACCAUUGACGAAAAAGGCGAUAUUUCCUUUUCUUUCGAUGGGAAGGAGGUUUCUGUAUCACUUUAUGAAACACCAGAUUUGACCGAAGAAGAAGCUUUGAAGAUUGUCGAAAUGUAUGCCGAUCAAAUCUCAGAACAUGUCACAGAACAAAAUAUUGUUGAACUUCCACCUCUAAGAUUCAUUAAGGAAACUUCCCAAUCUGGAAAUCUUCUUAUGGAAGCUGUUGUCAUUGAUAUCGCUCCAGAUUACUUCGUCCAUGAAGAAGAUAUGCGUACUGAAGCUGGUAUGGAUGAUAUAUCAAUUUGUGAAGUUACUAUUCAUGGUUCUUCCGGAGAUAAAGAUGAAGCACAACUUGAUAAAGAAACUGAAGAAUUUGCUAAGAAAAAUAUUGAAAAAAUGGAAGAAGAGCUAGCUUUAACUGCUCCAGCAAGAAAACGCAAAAAGUCUCGUGGUACAGAAGUUGAAGAAUAUUUCAGUUUGUCAUUUUCAAAGGCUUCGGAGAGUCAAGGUGAUGAAGAUACUUCGGAAUUACAGACUUUUGCAAGUGCUAGUAAUCAAAUGACUUCAUCGAAAAUUGAAUCUUUAGAAAUGGAAGAGAAUCGGGUGGAAGAAGAUGUUCAGCCGCCGAAGAGAAAGAAGGAUAAGAAAAGUCCUGAAACUGAUUCAGCUAAGACUACUGAAGCAGAAGCUUUGUUAAUGGAUGUUUCAGGAGCAGCUGGAGAUGGUCUUCAGUUACUAAAACCAUCAAAAGUAGUAACUGACGAAGGUGAAAUUGAGAAGAAUAUUAAAUCUCUUCUUCCAUUGGCAAAACUGUUGAAGACUAUCGAAACACAUUUGGUUGCUGUUGAGAGUGAGGUGACUUCCCAGUCUGCUAUGAUGAUGUCUCCAACUUCUGCCGAACAGAGUAUUGGAAUCAUUCGAAAUGUUCUCGAACCUAUUAAGCAAAUUCAAGGAAAAAUGAAGGUCUACUCUGGGGAGAUUCCUAUUGAGGUUCUCUUCCAAUCAAUGGAAGGCGAUAUCAAGGCCUUACACACUGGCUUACAGGUGAUUGAGAAAUGCGUGACAAUGGACGAGACCGGAGUGACUCUAAUUCAAAGAACCAGCGUUUGUAUAAUUGAUAGCGUGGGUGAACAAUUUGUGAAGACCUUUGAAGAAGUGAAGAACAUUGCAAACAGCUUUGAGUCAGAACAUAUCAAGAUGCAGACUGAUAUAACAGCUGAAGAUAUUCAACAAGGAAUUCAGAUAACCCAAGACACGAUUAAAUCUCAAACACUGUUACAAGAAGCUCAAGACAUUGAGACUGCUCAACAUGUAUCGGAUUCAGUAGCUAAGCUUCAAACAAUACCCCAAACGGUUCCAUUUGAUGCUGUUACCGAUGCAAAGCUUCCAUCAGAAGCUGAUUCACUGAAGCUUAUCUGUCGUCCAGUGAUAAAGAUCCAACAGGCUUUGGAAAACAUUGAGAAUGAAUUGUCGAUGGAAGAAAAUGAAGAAGAGUUAUAUUCUCGUGUUCAUGAAACCGCUCUUCUGAAUCUUCAAGGCCCAAUUGAUGAGCUUCAGUUGGAAGUUGAUAAAAUCGAACAGAAAGUGGUCGCUGCAGCUGGGAGUGAAACUAUUGAGCAAAAAAUCAACAUGACUAUCUUGGAUAUUGUAAGCCCACCUCUCUUCGAACUGAAGAAAGGCUUGGAAAUAAUAUCGAAGCAGUCUGCUGGAAAUAUUCACUCUGGAAUGAUGACUGUAAGUGCUAUUGAGUCGAUGGUGCCACCUUUACAGGAGAUUCAGAACGGUCUAGCUCAAUUGGGUCAAGAUAUUGAAUUCGGUCAGGUUAAAGAAGACUUUGUUCCUGAUUCAGCUGAUACCCAGAAGCUUCUUCAGUCAAUAGCUCAAGGUGUUUUACAUUUUGAAACAAAUAUUGAACGAUUAUCCCCGAGAUUGUCUCCAAAUCUUCAAGCAGGCUUGGUGGGCUUGAAAGAUGAACUUUCCCGUUUGAUUGGAAAUAUUCUAGAUUGCAGUCUUAAUAAAUAUCGACUCACGGUUCUUGAGAAUUUGAAGACACCUAUUGACGAAUUGAAUUAUUGCCUACGUCAAACUGAACAAAAGUCGAUAUCAGGUUCAUUGAGCGACUUGAUAGAUCCGAUUCGAAGCCUUCGGGAGAAAGUUCAACUUGGAGUCGAUAUUUUAUCGAUAUCCGAUCUUCAACAGAACGACUUGAACAUUCGAAGUUUGAUGCAGAUUAAGGAAAUCAUAAAAACAAUCGAGAUCGACAUUGAAGAACAUGAGUUCAAAUUGCUUCAGAAAGAGAUUGAGUUGGAUGAAAAACAAGCUACUGAGGGCGAUCAAUCUUUUGUGUCAAUGAGAGAAGCUUUGUCAUUGCAGAUAGCUAUGGAAGAAGGACAAAAAACUGUUGCAAAGAUUGAAGAAAUCCAUGAAUGCUUGGCUACUCUAGAAAAUGCAACAGUUCUGGAAGACGCCAAGACCUUGACAACCGAAAAUAUUUCCGUCUUAAAGAAAAUGGCUAAGCCUGUAAAAGAGAUGUUAGAAUGUGUGGCUUUGAUUAAAAGCGGUGCUGCAUUUGAUACUGUUGAAGACUUCAGCACCGAUGUGAAUGUUAAAGUUCUUCAAGAAAUAGCAGAACCUAUAAAUGAUCUAGCCGAAGCUCUAAAAGUUAUUACAACACCCAAGGUUCUUGAAGCUGAAAAGUCGUUAUCAACCCAAGAUGAUAUUUCAGCUUUGAAGACCUUAGCUCAACCAAUUCAAGAGCUGAGAAAUUGUAUUGCAAAGCUUGGUCAGGAAGCUGCUUUUGAUGAACAAGUUCAAAGCUUUGAAGAACAACAAGCUAUUUUGAAGAUUGCCAAGCCAUUGAAUGAGCUUCAAGAUUGUUGUGACGGAUUUAUUCGACAAGCUAUGGUAGAGACAAUGGAAGAUGUAUCAACUUUGGAAGAUAUCUCAGCACUCAAAACUGGCGAAAUAGCUGCAGAAGUAUCCUCUCAACGGACUUUGUUGAGUCAGGAAGAUCAACCGAUGGAAGAAAUUCAAAAUCUUGAACUUGACAAUGUGAAACAACUCAAAGCAGAAGCUCUUCUAACUGAUCUUAAGCAAAGUCUUACAUCAGUGGUAGCUUUUUGUUCACAACACGAUGUGUCUUCAUUGAAGGGAGAAACUUUAAAUAAGUUGCAUGCAACUGUAACAAAGCUUAAAGACCUAGAAAAAUGUGUUGCUGAAGUUUGUGAAGUCAGCGUUCGUGAACAAAUGCCUUCUGUUUCUGAAAGAACUGAUCCAAGAACUCUAGCUGAAGCAAUUAUGAGUCUUGAAUCUUGUGUUGUACAAGUUCAAGAUUGCUUACCAGAGGAAGGUCUAAGAAGUCUAGCAACAGAAGGUCUACCAAUCUCACAACUUAAAGUAUCAGCUUUAUCUGCUCCUCUUCAGGAACUUAGAGAAUGUCUUCAAGUCUUUCAUACUCAAGAAUUUGAAAAUAUUGAUACUUUCAGUGUUCCCAAAGUUUCUUUGGUUUCUCGAGAACAAGUUGACGAAAUCAUACCAUUUGUUGUAGCUGUACAAGAAAACCAAGCUCUCGAGACCUUACAAAGUUUAAUUGAUGUGGAGAACUUGGAAAUGUGUAAACAAAUUAUUGCACCAAUUCAACAACUUCAACAAGCUGUUCUUGUUCAAGAUCAGCAACAUGUAUCUCAAGUUGAUAAUGUCUCAAGUCAAACUACUUUGGCAACAUUUGCAAAGCCUUUAAUGAGUCUUCAAGAGGCUAUUGUCAAUAUUCAAGAACAAUAUCCAUAUUCAACUUUCGAGACAUGCCCAGAAUUUAAGAUCUUGAAAGAGAAAUCGAAUGCAAUUUAUCAACUGUUAAAAUAUGUAGAACACGUAAAUUGUGAAGCUCUAGAUAAUGUUGCUGAAAUGUCAACACAAGCUGAUGUCUCAGCUUUAGAAACAUAUGCUGCUUCAUUAGAAGGUAGUGAAAUAAUGCAAGCAUCAAUUCAAACAGAACCUAAAAUCAUGGAACCAGCUGAUAUGAAAGCUUGUGUUGAAGACGGAAUCAAACAGAUCGAUAGUUGUCUUGACAAGGCAACCUUCAAAAAGUCCAAAGACUUGAAAGAAGUUGAAGCCGUUAUGAAAGAACUUAAAAGCAGCUUCCAACAAAUGCAAGUUGAGCUUAGCAAAGAGUCUGAAGGUGAGUCUUCGAUUUUAGCUAAAUCUAACAUCGCUAGAACUCUCUUCAAGCUCAAAGAGUGUCUUGUUCAUACCUAUGAAGGUGGUUAUGAAGAGUCUCUUGAUGAUAUCGAGAAGACGUUUGAAGAUAUUCUGCAAGCUUUACCAGAGUUGGAAGUUUUGUUGGCUGAGCAAAUGAGUACAAAGGUUUUGAGUAAAAUCAGUGAAACAGUUAACAUUUCCGAGAGGUGUGCAGAAGUACAUGAUGCUCAUGUAGAAUUUAUGAAACGGUUGGUGGUACCUUUCAAUGAGCUAGCAGCUGAUAUUGAACGACUUGGAAAAAGUACCGAAACCGAAGUUUCGAAAUCUUCUGCACAAAUGAUUGGUUUGCAAUCUCGCCUUAUGAAUGCUUUUAGAGCUCUUAACGAGGUUAGUGAAAGUGUUCCAAAUGAGCUUUUGGAUCAUGUUUUGACUGGGCAAAGUGUUUUGGUAUCGGUCUUUGAUUUUAUUGAAGCUACUGAGUCUUUGCGGGUGAUUGAAGUUAUUCAGGAAAUUGACAAUCUUCUUGGACCUUUGAGUGGAAUAAAUGAAAUUCUAAGUCAAACAUUGCAAAAGGCUGAUGGACAACAGUUGGAUGAAUUGUUAGAGCCUGUGAAGGUAGCUCAAGAACUUCUCACGACAGUACAGGAACAAUUGGCAAGUGGCAGUGAGUUGGCAACUAAAUUGGCAACAUCGAAUGAAACUGUCAUUCAAGAGCUUCAGGAGAAGAUUGAAAAGAUCGAGACCGAAAUUUUGGUCAAGGAAAAUCUUUCACAGCUUUCAGCAGAAGAAGUUAGAGGUAUUCAGUCCAUUGGGAAACCAUUGGAAAAGCUUCAAGAAUCUUUGGUUGAGUUAGCAAAUCAGCAACAAAUGGAAAUGAGUAUUGAAACGACUCACAAACGUAAGGCAGAAAUUGAAGAGACAAUUGCUGUGGAAAAAGAAGAAGAGCAGAAACAGGUUCCUGAAAAGAAAUCAAGGCUAUCAGAGAGCAGUCCUGAGAAAUCCAUCGAAGAAAAACCUUCGAAAAAAGAAGAAGAAGUGAAAGAAGCAGUUGUCGAUUCAUUUAUAGCACCAGAAAUUCAAACAACUCCGACUGAAAAUAAAUCUGAAGAAAUAGUAGCUGAAGAACCAUCUACACCUAAACCAUUACAAGAAGAACAAAUACCUGUUUCAUCAAAGCCUGAGUUAAAGAAAGACGAAAAAUUUGAGACCCUUGAUUUACCAGCAAUCAAGUCUCAAAUCGGUUCUGAAAUGUUUAAAAGCUUCGAGUCAUUACGAAUUCUUAAACAGCAAAUUGUUACAGCUAAAGAUAAAAAAGCUCAAAAAGCCUCACAAGAACUUCUUAGCACCCUUGAAAUAACUGUUUGUGAUAUAGAAAAAGUUCUACUAAGCAGUUCUGCUGAAACCGUUGAAGAUACUCUCUUCUUGCCUCUCUUCAAAAUGCGGGAUCUAUUAGCAUUUAUUAAACAAAAUCCCGAAACCAAUUUAGAGAAUGAAGAAAUUUUAGCAAUGACAAACAAAGUUUUCGUUUCAAUUUUAAACAACAAUGCAGGCUUGAGAAGAGCUUUUCUACAAGAUCUAAUUCAAACACCAAAAGAUGGUCUUUCGAAUAUAAUUCCUCUUUUAGAAGAAUCACAAGGUCUAGAAACAUGUAGGAGUCUUCUUACAGUUGUUCAAAAGCUUGAUUCAACAUUGAAUGUAAUUGUUACUAAAAAUGAAGGUUCUCUUGGAAGAUCUUCAGAAGCAUUUAUUAAUCUUCGAGAGAAUCUUAAGGAACUAAGAAGUCAAGCAGAAGAGCUGGGUAAAAGAUUGCCAAGUGCUUUUAAGCAGACAUGUGUUGAGCCAAUUGUGAAAAUAUGUGAAGCUAUUGAAGAUAGUAAAACUGAAGAUGCUAUCGAAGUUCUUCAGGAGAUGGAAGCUCUUAAGGGGCCUUUGAAAGUUUUGAAGGAAACUAUUGCUAAAAAUAUAAAGAAUUUCAAAGAAUCUCAAGAACUUGCAGAAAGUUUGAAAGCAAAGGAAGAAAAGGUUGAACAAGUUUCCAUGAAGGACACUAAGAAAUCGAAGGAAGAACCUGAUUCUAUCAAAGAGGAAAAAGCUACCGAAGUCGAACCGAAAACCGCUGAAGAUCAGAAACCACAAGAAGAAGAGAUUGUAGAAAAAGAAGUUGAAAAACCAGAGAAAACCGAGCCAAAAAAGAAGAAAGCUAAAGCUAAGAAAGAAACAGCAGAGAUUGAAGAAAUAAAUGAAGCCAAAAUGAAAGCUGAAGCAUUGGAAAUUGAGAAAUUAGAAGCCCAGAGAGCUCAGUUAUUGGAACAAGAAAAGAUAGAGCAAAAGAAAAUGGAAGAUUCUAAAAAGGAAAUCCAAAUAUCAGAAAUUGAAGCAGAAGCGAAGAAAGCGGACACAUUGACAAAAGAGAUAGCUGAGGUUGAAGAAAUCAGUGAAACGAAGAAAAAAUCUGAAACUAAAGAUAUUGAAAAGCCACAAGUUGAAGAAGCAAAAUUACUUGAAGCUGAUAAAAUAGAACAACAAAAAUUGGAAGAAUCUGCCAAGCAAAUACAAAUUUCAGCAGUUGAAGCAGAGUCUAAAAAAGCUGAAACAUUGAUGAAAGAGACAGCUGAGAUUGAAGAAGUGAGUGAAACCAUUAAGAAAGCUGAAGCUAAAGAGAUUGAAAAGCUACAAGCUGAAGAAGCGAAAUUACUUGAAGCUCAGAAGAUAAAAGAACAACAAUUAGAAGAAUCUAAAAAGGAAAUCACAAUUUCAGCAGUUGAAGAAGAGUCUAAGAAAGCUGAAACUUUGAUGAAAGAGACAGCUGAGAUCAAAGAAGUAGGUGAAACAACAAAGAAAGCUGAAGCUAAAGAAAUUGAAAAACAACAAGCUGAAGAAGCAACACUACUUGAAGCUGAGAAAAUACAACAACAGCAAGUGGAAGAAUCGAAAAAGGAAUUAGAAAUCAAAAAAAUUGAAGCAGAAUCUAAGAAGGCUGAACUGUUGAAGAAAGAGACUGCUGAGACUAAAGAAGUAAGUGAAACAGCAAAAGAAGCUAAAGUUGAAGACGUUGUAAAGCCACAAGCUGAAGAAGGAAAACUACUUGAAGCUGAGAGGAUUGAACAACAGCAAGUGGAAGAGUCUAAAAAGGAAAUAAAGAUUUCAGAAGUUGAAGCAGAGUCUAAGAAAGCUGAAACUUUGAUGGAAGAGACAGCUGAGAUCAAAGAAACAAGUGAAGAGACAAGGAAAGCUGAAGCUAUAGAAAUUGAAAAACCACAAGCUGAAGAAGCAAAAUUACUUGAAGCUGAGAAAAUAGUAAAACAGAAAUUAGAAGAAUCUAAAAAGGAAAUGAAGAUAUCUGCAGUUGAAGAAGAAGCUAAGAAAGCUGAAGUUUUAACAAAAGAGACAGCUGAGAUUGAAGAAGUGAGUGAAACAGCAAAGACAGCUGAAGUUAAACAGGUUGAAAAGCCACAAAGUGAAGAAGCAAAAUUACUUGAAGCAGAGAAAAUAGAACAACAGAAGUUGGAAGAAUCUAAAAAGGAGUUAGAAAUCAAGAAAAUUGAAGCAGAAUCUAAAAAGGCUGAAUUGUUGCAAAAAGAAACUGCUGAGUUAGAAAAAGUUGUCAAAGAUGCUCAGAAAAUUGAAACAAAAGAAAUUGAAAAGUCAAAUAUUCUGGAAGCACAAUUGCUCACAGGGGAAAAGGUGGAAGAACAACAGGUUGAAGACUCAAGCAAGAAAAUAGAAAUUGCAGAAAUUGAAGCAUCAGCAUUGGCAGCUGAAAAGUCUGUCACAGAACCAGAAAAAGUUGAAAAGGGAAAAGUUUCGUUACCUGCUCAAAAAAUUGAAGAACAAGAAGUUGAAGGUGUUAAGCCACUUAAAGCAGAUGUUACCGAAGCACACUCAGAAGAUGCUACAAAACUUGAAGCAAGUGAAGAAAAGAUAGAAGCGACUAGUGUUCCUCAAGAACCAAUGGAAAUCACUGAAACAGUUUCAGAAGUUGACACAAUUUCAAUUGCUAAAACAUUGGAAGUGAUUACUAAUUUGUCUGAAGACUCAGAAGCCGCAGUAGCUAUUGCAAUGAGUGAACUGAAUGAUUUGAAUGAUGAGCUAGCAGCUGGUGCAAAUGAUGACGAAAAACUCCUCCAGUCAGUGAGAAAAGCUUACUUCAAACUAAGAGAAUGCAUUGUUCAUACCUACGACGGAAGUAAGGCUUCCGAUGAUGAAGAAGAAGCUAAUCUUCAGGUUAUUGAUGAAGCCUUUAAGAACAUUCUGGAUUCUAAUCCGUUUGUUAGGAAUCAAAUUUCCAAUGAGCUUAUGAAUAAUGCAGCUGAAUCAAUCGAAAAGCUAAAGAAAUCUUUGUCUGAACGUUCCAGUGAGAAAUUACCUAAAGAAUUAGGACCUUUAUUACAACAUUUGGGUGUUUUAAAAGAAUCAAUUGAAAUGCUUAUGAAAUCUGACGAUGACUCAUUCGAAAAGGCUUCAAAUAAAAUGAUUUCUUUGCAAACCUGUUUAAUGGAAACCUUCUUUAAACUUGAUGAUCUUGCAUCGAAUCAGGAUAACAAAGAUGUUAAGGCAGCUUUGGUAAAUGCUCAAGAAAUUGUUUUGAAAAUUCAUGAUCAUUUCGAUGUUCCGCAACAAAUUAUACCGAAGAUAAAGAUUUCAGAAGACUUAAGCCGAUUGUCAGGGCCUAUGGAGAGAAUUUUAAAACUCUUAGGGCUUGUAAUGGCAAAAGAAGAAGAAAUGAUAGUGGAAUCAAAAGAAGAGGAGAGCAAACUAGAAGCUUUGGAAGAAUCUGAGAAGGUGCCAGAAGUUGAGAAACAAAAAGAAGAAGUCAAAGAGAAGAUCGAGAUAGAUGAAUCACAAAAACUUGAGAAUGAUCAACAAGUGGUGGAAAAGAUCUCAGAAGUUGAUAAAACAAAGGAAAGUGAAGACACAAAACCAAAACAAGAAACUGCAUCGCUGGAAAAAAUGGAGGUUGAAGUUAAAGAGGUUUUGGAAACGGAGCCGCAGGUAGACAAAAAGAAGAAGGGUAAAAUAGCUGAAGUACCAACUGAAGUUGCUGAAGAGAAGAAGGUUGAAGACGCAAAGAAAGAUCUUCAAGUGGAAGAAAUAACUGUGAAAAAAUCAACUGCAGAAAUUUCUAAAACAGAAGCUGAAAAAAUUGAAAAACGUAAAAUUGAAGACUCCACCCGUAAGUCUUCAAUUGUCGAUAUCAAGACCGAUGAACCACAUGUUGCGAAAAUUGCAGAGAUUGUAGAAGCUGAAUCUGCAAUAGUUCCCGAUGCGAAGAAGUCAUUAGAAAUUGUAGAUGUUACACUUGAAGGAAAAGUAGCAGAAAAGUCUGUAACAGAACCUGAAGUUAUAAUUGAGAAAAAAAUCGAUUCAACAACUCAGAAGCUUAAAGAGGAAGAAAUUGCUUUAACAAAGCAAAAAGCUGAAAAGUCAGUGACUGAAGCUGAAAAAAUUGUUGAAGAAAAACUUAGCGAAGAUCUACAAAAGGUGGAGGUCAGUGAAGAUGUUCCUUUGACUAAAACUGCAGAAAAAUCGGAAAUCAAGGCAGAAAAAAUAGAAGAAAAGACAUUAGAGGCCAAAAAGAUUGAAGCUGAAAUUACUGAAGCUUUGCCAGAAGCACAAUCAGCAGAAAAGUCUGUAACGGAACCUUUAUCAGCUGAACUUGAAGAAAUGAAAGUUACUGAUCUUAAACCAGAAGUAAAAGAAAUAAAAACUGCUGAUUCCCAAAAGGCUGAGGUUUCUGAAAUCAAGCUUGAAAAGAUAGAAAAAGAUGAGGUGAUUGAUAAUAAGAGUGCCACCGAAAUCAUCGAUGUCAGUCCUAAGUCAUUGGUUGCUAGAAAGUCUAUAACAGAACCAGAAGAAGUGAAGAUUGAGACUUUGAGUGAUUCAGCCAAACAGAAAAAAGAGGAAGAAAUUAAGUCUCCUGAAGUUCAAGUAGCUGAAUCUUCCGAGGUUAAAUUAGAAGAAAUCGAAAAGAAGACAAUUGAAGAAAACAAAAUGAAAAUUAGUUCCGAAGAAGUUAAACCUGAGAAGUUAGUUGCUGAGAAAUCGAAAACAAAAGCUGAUAGGGUUCAAGUUGAGACUAUUAGUGAUUCAUUGGAGAAGGUAAAAGUAGAAGAUGUUAAAGCACCUGAAGAUCAAGAAGCAGAAAUUUCCGAAGUAAAGCUUGAAAAGAUUGAAAAAUUAUCAGUUGAGGACAACAAGGUAGCCGUAAGUACCCAAGAAGUUACACCAGAAAAACAAGCAGCAAAGAAAUCUAUCACAAAACCGGAAACAGUAAAAGUUGAAGAACAGUCUGAAGAUACACAAAAGGCUAUAAUUGAAGAUGUCCCUAAGACUAAAGGUCAAACCUCUAAAGUUGAUGAAAUUAAACCUGAAGUUAUCGAAAAGAAGACAGUUGAAGAUAGCUUGAAAAAACUAACUGUAUCAGAGGUAACUUUGGAAGCUCAAGAGGCACAAAAGUCUACAACAAAAGCUGAAACACUGGAAGUCGUAAAAUUAUCAGAAGAAACUCAAAAGCUAGAGGUUGCUUCGGUGAGCGAAAUUGAAACUAAAAAAGCAGAGAUUUCUGGAGAUGUAAUUGAUGAAGAAGCUAAGGCUGUUGAACUUUCAACAAAAGAACAAGAAGCACUGGAAAUGGAAGAAGCUAAAAAGUUGAAAGAAAAAGCAACCAAAAAAGAAGUUGAAGAAACCAAAGAAGAUAAGAAAGAAGAAGAUGCUCUAGUCAAAGAAACUGAUGACAAAAAAGUUGAGGAAAAGAAAGAAACAAAAAGAAGAAAAUCAAAAUCCAGUCCCGAAAAGAAGAAACUUGAAACUGCAAUUUCCAAAGAUGAAUUGAAGACUGAGCAGAUAGAACAAAGUACUGAAGAGAAAACUAAGAAAGAAGAAGCUACUUUCGCUGACAAGCCUGAGACACCAAAACCAGAAACUCAAAAGAAACUUGAUGAACAAAAAAUUGAAGAAGUAACUCCAGCACCAUCUGAAACCAAAAAAGAUGAAGAGAAAAAAGAAGUUGAAGACAAGAAGCUAAAGAGGAGAAAAUCAAAGGCAAGCCCAGAAAAGAAGAAAGAAGUGGAAGAAGUUACUAAGCUUCAAUCGGAGAAAGAAGAUAUAAAGGUAACUGAACAACAAAAGGAACACACAGAAGUUAAGAAAGAAGAAGCCGAGGAACAGGCAGCAAAACCAGAAGUAAGUGCUGAAAAAGUCAAAGAAGUAAAAGAAAUAGAAGCUUCAGUACCAUCUGAGAAAGUAAAAGAAAUAAAAGAAGCACCAUCUGAGGCACAAAAAGAAGCAGAGAUAAAAGAAGAUGAACCCAAGAAGAUCAAAAGAAGAAAGUCAAAGGCAAGUCCAGAAAAGAAGAAAGAAGAAGAAAAACCGGCUGAAAUUGUAAAAGACGAUGUAAAAUCAACCGCAGAAGAAGAUGUUAAGACAAAGAAGGAAAUUAAGCAGACAGAAGAAGAAAAACUUGUUGAAGAAAUUACAGAAAAGGUUCCUGAAAAAGAUAAACCAGAACAAAAACCAUCUGUUUUAGAGGCAGCAACUUUGAAGAAAAGUGAAGAACCAAAAGAAAAAGAAGCUACCCAAAAAGAAGAAGAAGACAAAGAUACAGAAGAAAAAAAGAUAAAAAGAAGGAAAUCAAAAGCCAGUCCAGAAAAGAAGAAAGAAGAAGAGUCGGUUUCUCAACCCAUUAAAGAUGAUCAGAAGACAGAGAAAAAAGAUACAAAGACAACAGAGGAAACCGAAAAGAAAGAAGUGGAAAAAGUCAAAGAAAUUUCACAGGUGUCUAAAAAAGAAGAAGACAAAUCAGAACCAACAGUGGCAGAGAAAUCUCUACCUCAGACCGAACUUAAGAAAGAAGAAGUUAAGACCUUCAAAUUUAACGUUCUUAAAAAAAUUGUCGAAACUGUUCAAGAUAGUUCGUCCAUUACAAAGGAAAUCAAAUCUACUUUUGCCAAUCUUACUAAGCUUAAUGAACAAGUUCAAGCUCAACCAAGUGAUGAGAAUCUUCUCCGGACUAUGUCUGAAUCCUAUUUGAAACUUCGAGAACAGAUUGUCAAAAAAGAUGACUCGAGUUCGACAAAAGUUACAGACAAGAAGUUGGUCGAACUGAAAACUUCUCUCAUUGAGUCUCUUGAACCAAACCAUGUUCUCAAAAAGUACAUUUCAAAUAAUAUCAUGAAGGCUUCACUUUCUGAGAUGGAAACAUUAAAAAAUAAUCUCAUGGAAAACUCGUCCAAAAAAUCAACAAAAGUUCUUGUUCCAUUUAUUGAACCUUUAUCUAAUCUUCAAACUGCUGUUGAAAGCCUUACAAAGAGUGAAGAAGAUGGAUACGAUAAAUCAUCCGGACGAAUGGUUAAUCUUCAAUCAUGCCUAAUGGAUAUGUAUUUCUCUUGUGACGACAUUAAGCCACAUGUAGAUGAGAAACUUUCAAAAACCAUUCAAAAUAUUAUGAAAGUAAUGCUUCAAGUACAUGAUAAAGUUGAAAAUGCUUCGGAAUCAGUUGAUAGAGUUGUUAUGAGUGAAAGUAUUGAUGAUAUUUCAAUUCAAAUUCAGCAAUUUGCUGCAAUUUUAAAAUCAACUCAAGAAGAAGAAGUAAUAGAAGAAGAAAAGACACUUAAGAAACUUGAAACAAAGAAAAAAGAGGAAGAAUUGGAAGAAAAGAAGAUAACAAAACAAAAAGAAGAACCAAAGGAAGAAGAACUCCUUACAACAGUUGAAGAAAAGAAAAAGGAAGAAGUACUGGAAGAAAAGAAGAUCAUCAAAGAAAAAGAAGAACCAAUGGAAGAAAAACCUGUUACAACUGAGAGUGUUAAGAAAGUUGAAGAAAAACUACUUCCUGAAGCUGAAAUAGAUCAAUUAGUUCAAAAGAAACCAGAAGAAGAACCAAAAACUAAACCUGAUACUGAAGAUGCUUCAAAAACAAAAACUGAAAAAGUCAUUAAAAAGAAGUCUCCUUCUCCAAAAACAAGCCCGAAGAAAAAGAAAACAGAAGAUGAGCCAAAACCAGUUAAAGAAGUUACAAAAGAUGAAGACAAAUCUCCAGAAGCUAAACCAGAGAAAGUUGAAGAGUCUAAAAAAACGCCUGAAGAAGUCAACAAACCAAAAGAAGAACCCGUACCAGAAGCUAAGCCUGAGAAGACAAAAGAAAAAUCAGACAAGUUGGAACCAUCUGUUGAAGCAAAGAAAACAGAAAAAGCUAUUGAAGAUAUCGAAGAUAAUUCUUCGAAACUUAAAAAGGACAAGAAAGAAGAAACAAAAGCUAAGCCAAAAGCAGCUGUUUUAGAUGUGGAUCAACAAAAGACUGCAAAGGCUGAUCUUUCAGAUGUCAAAACUGAGAGUAUUGAAGAUAAAAAGACUAAAGAACCAGAGAAGGCUACUGAAAAAUCAGACGUUGAAACAAAACUAAUUGAAACUGCUAAAGCUAAGAUACCUCAAACAGAAACUGCAGAUAAAGAACUGGAAGUAGCAAAGAAAAAAGAAGAAGAAGAAACCAAGAAGACUGCUGCUAAGAAACCAAGUCCUAAAAAGAAGGUCACUAAGAAAGAAACUGUUGAAACUAAAGAAGAAGUAGUUGAACCUCCGAAAUCUGAAGAAGAACCAAAGAAGGUAGAAGAAGAGAUCAAACCGAGCGUAGACAAAUCUGAGCCACAAAUUGUUGAAAAGGCUGAAAAAGAAGCAGUUGAAAUUCCAGAAGAAAAAACAGAAAAUACAAAGAAGAAAGAAAUUGAAGAAGCAAAACCAGCUGAAACCAAGAAACCAAGUCCCAAAAAGAAGGUUCAGAAGAAAGAAGAAGAACCAACAAAACAGGAAUCCGAAGAAAAGGUCGAAGAAAAGACUGUCAUCGAUAAAGCAGCUGUUCAAAAGUCUUCUGAAGAUAUUGAGUACAAAAAACCUGAAGAAGUUACAGCUAAAAAGUCUGAAGAACAACCGGAAAUCCUGGAGAAACCAAGAGAAAGAAGAUUAAAGACUGAAGUAGCUGAAGAAACCAAAGAAGAACUAGAAGACAAACCAAGACAAAGAACCAGAACACGUCCAACUGAAGAAAUCGAAGACACCAGAACUAGAACACGUCCAACAGAAGAAAUCGAAGACACCAGAACUACAACAUACAAAACUGAAGAAAUUGAAGACACCAAAACUAGGACCUCAGAGAAAACAGAAAUCAUCGAAGAUUCUGUUGAAAUUAGACCAACCAGGCUAUCCAGACCCACCGAACCAGUAAAGACUAUCGAACCAUCAUCCCACGAGAUCAGAGAACGCAAAAAAGAAUCCAAACGUGCACCAAACUUCGAUCUAAAGUUAACCAAUCGAAACUCUCCACUUGGCAGCGAUAUCAAACUCACCUGUUGUAUAUCUGGCAGUGACGUGUCAGUCCAAUGGUUCAAGGACAAAACACCCAUCAAUCAGGACAGCAAACAUUCACUCAGCUACGUGGACGGCCUUUCAUCACUUGAAAUACGUUCCGUUGAGAAAACUGACUCAGGAAUUUACCGUUGCAUCGCCACAAAUCGAAAUGGUGACAUCGAAACAAGUUGCCUUGUUUCUGUUUACGAAGUUCCAACCGCCCAAUCGGGCACACCGCCAAUAUUCACUCGCAACAUUCGAGACACAUAUCAAUCUCAGAGAAAUCAGAUCAUUCUUGAAUGCAAGGUAUCUGGAAAUCCAAAACCGAAUAUAUUUUGGCAGAAAGAUAAUGUACUUUUGGAGUUCCCGAGUGAGAAAUAUCAAUUAGUUGAGCUUUUGGAAGGUAUCAAACAGUUGAUCAUAGCUAAUCCUAAUGGAGACGACUCUGGACUUUAUACCUGUUAUGCUGAAAGUAUUGGAGGACAAAUGAAAUUGAGCAAGUUCCUAGAUGUCACUGAUCAUAUUAAGGUCCGUAAGGAGGAGAAGAAUCAAGAAAAAUCAUCAUCAUCAGAAGUCGAAAAGGUUGUAGUGGAAGAUGGUAAAGAAAGAGCUGUGAAGACUAGAGAAGCAAAGAGAAAGCUUAAGGUUGAAGCUUCGUUAAAGAAUAUGGUUAUCGGAAGUGGGAAUAAGGCUCAACUUCUUUGCAAUGUCUCUGGUCCAAUUGAUGAAGUUCAAUGGUAUAAAGAUGGAGAACGAAUCUUUAAGGACAAUAGACAUAAGAUAUACAAUAUCAAUGGAACGCUAAGUCUUGAGAUCUAUGAUGCUACAACUGAAGAUUCCGGUGACUACAGUUGUAUUGCUCGAAAUGGUCAACAUCAAGCUGAGAAUAAAUGCAGUUUGAGCAUUUAUGACUCCAAACAAGGUUAUAAUCCUCCACAAAGCUUUGAUAGUGCAAUUAGAGAAUCAUUUGACGCACAUCGCAAUGAGAUCAUUUUGGAGUGUAAUGUCCAUGGCAGGCCAAGAAUCACCUGGCUUAAAGACGAUCAUAUUAUAUCGAAUAAUCGUUAUCGACAAUUUGAAGAAGCUGGAGGUCUUCGAAGACUGGUUAUUCGUAAUCCGAUUUCCUCUGAUUUUGGAUCGUUUUCUUGCUAUGCCGAAACUGAUGAUCAAAUAGAAGCUAUUGCGGUAACUUUGAGAGCUGCAGAUCUUAAGAAAAUGCAAGCCUAUACAAAUGGACAUGUUAUCGAUAACAGCAGUACUACCGAUGAUUCGUAUAAGCAAUAUCGAUCUUCCGAUAGAGAUUAUGAAGAUGAAUAUUCUCAUCAAAGUAGAUCAGCUAUGAAAGCUUCAAGCUGUGGGGCGGAAGUUCGACGAAAACCAGUCUUUAGUAUGCUUUUGAAUGAUCGAACCGUUUUAGAGGGUUCCCAUGUGAAGCUAUCUUGUAAUGUCGUUGGUGGUUGUGAGAUUAGUUGGUUGAAGAACCAUGAUCAACUUCCAUCGAGUUCAAGGUAUCAGAAACUCUUCCACAAUGGUCAAGCUACUUUGGAGAUAUUCUCAGCUGAAGCAGAAGAUAGUGGAAAUUAUGCUUGUCGAGCUUUCAACGAGUAUGGUGAAGUUUUUUCGUAUGCUCAGGUUAAAGUAUUUCAGAGUUAUGACGAGACUCCUCAACCACCAACGUUUGUUCGAUACAUGAAAGGUAAAAAGGUUCUACUUUUUAGGGAGUCAUCAUGCAUAUUUUUGUUAUAUACCUAUUCACUUAACGAGGAUGAACUCGUCUUGGACUGCCGUGUUAGGGGUCAUCCUAGACCUGAAAUUCAAUGGAUGAAGGAAAGCGAUAUGAUUAGUGCUGAUUCGAAAUACCGUCCGAUUUCUUUGAGCGAUGGUUACUGCAAGCUUAUUAUCAACAAUCCAACUGAAAAAGAUGCUGGAGUCUACUCUUGUGUAGCUAGAAAUAGUGUUAAAGAAGAAAAGAUCACUCAUCAAGUAGACUUUAAGGGUAAAGAUAGGGCUGCAUUGGAGAAGACACAUGGUUUCUUCCAUCGUGAUCCUAACAAGCCCCAUCUACAGAAUCCUCUGGGUAAUCAUACCGUUACUCCCGGUGGUACAAUUGCCAUUAUGGCUGAGUUCUUACCAACCAGUAGCCCAAUUGAUGUGCAAUGGUUCCGUUCAAGAGAACCAUUAGCUGGGCAGCCAAAUGUUAAAACCUUCUUUGAUCAUGGAGUUUAUACUUUGGCCAUUUCGAAUGCUGCUUCAGAAUGGGAAGGUGCUUACACGUGUAGAGCUACAAACGCUUAUGGCAGGCUUGAAACAAAUGCCUAUGUGGAUAUAGCUGAUAAAGGUGGCAAGGCUUCUGGACCGCCAUUGUUCUUGUCAAGGCCAGAUAGUGAGAUGAAGAUUGCUGUUGGUGAUCCGUUCUCAAUAUCUUUCAGACUGCAAGGUGAACCUAAACCAAAGUUGACAUUAUUGAAGGGUACUAAGGACAUCACCAAAACAGACCGGGUUAGCAAGGAAGCCUCAGACGAUUACAUCCGAUUCACUGUACAGAAAUCUACGCCAUCAGAUUCUGGUACCUAUUUCGUGGUAGCACGCAACGAGUUCGGAACUGACAGAGUAUUCGUCACAAUUACGGUACUUCAACGGGCAAGAUCAGCAACACCAACGUCACGUUGGGGUCAACCUUUAGAAAGCUUCCCAGACACUUCAUACUUUAGAGACCCACCCGGACCAAUAUCAACCGAACCAACUGUCAUCGAUGCUGGUAAGAGUCACAUAAGUUUGUCAUGGGGCAAACCUCAAAGUGAAAACUCUGCACCAGUAAUUGCAUAUCGUGUUGAUGCCUGGAUUGUGGGUAAAGAAGGAGGUGCCAUGUGGAAGGAAAUAGGAAUGACCCCAAUCAACUCGUUUGACGCCUUCAAUCUACUGCCCAACUGUGAGUAUCAUUUCCGAGUGACGCCGAAAAAUCGCUACGGAUGGGGACCAUCAGUGCAGACAAGGAGCCCGGUUCAAGUUGGAGGAGCUGAAUGUCUACCGGAGUUCGUUAAAAUUCUACCUGGCCAAACAAAGGCUCUUCUAGAGAAACAAUGCAGUUUGGAAUGUGUUGUACAAGGAGCACCAAGGCCUAGAAUUGUCUGGUACAAAGAUGGCUUACAGAUAGAGUCUUCUGAUAGAGUUAGAAUCAAGCAAUAUGGAUCUGUUUGUACUUUGCUUAUAAGUCAGGUGUUUGAUAUUGAUUCGGGACGAUAUACUUGUGAAGCAACCAAUUCCAAAGGAAGAGUUUCUACAUUCGCACGGUUGCAAGUGGUUUCCGAUGAAAAACUCUAUGCCGCUGAUCACAAGUUGAAGGAACUUAUUACCAGUGACAAUGUUGCCGCUUUGGGAGAAACCAUUCCGAUCUUUACUAUGAGACUUCGUGAUCGCCGAGUGCAAGUCACGUAUCCAGUGCGUUUAACUUGUCAAGUUAUGGGCUAUCCGAGACCAGAGAUAACUUGGUACAAAGGUGACGAUGUUGUAGAAGAAUCCAGAAGAACUGUCAUCACAGAUGAUGGACAGUUUAUUACUCUCGAAAUUACCUCAACCAAACUUGACGAUAGUGGAACCUACACUUGCACAGCUCGAAAUGAGCUUGGAUCUGUAUCAUGUCACUGCUCAUUGUUUGUUGACAAAGGUAUCCGAGCUUACAUAUCGCCUGACUUCUACAUGCCUCUAGAACCGUUGUAUGUCUUCAAAGAAGGAGAAGAAAUUCGACUGACUGCAAAGGUAGAAGCAUAUCCUUCUGUUGGGGUUUCAUGGCAUAGAAAUGGUGCCAAGUUACGUCCAAGUCGUAGAAUCUUAACCACUCUCGAUUCAAAUGGCUUCGUAGAGUUGAUCAUUGCCGAAGCAACUCAAAAGGAUGCUGGUAUUUACGUUUGCGCAGCAUCAAAUGCAGUUGGCAAAGUAGAAACAAGUACUCGUGUAACUGUUGAGGAAGUCAGUGAAGAGGAACGCAAAAAAAUGCCAACAAUUCGAGCUAGUAAUUUGCCAUACUCAAAGGAACCACUGUUUGUGGUCAAACCACGAUCUAGUGAGGCCUAUGAAGGUGAUACUGUGAUUAUAUUCUGCGAAGUUAUUGGUGAUCCAAAGCCAGAUGUCGUUUGGCUAAGGGAUUUCUUAAAGCACGCACAAAAGGGGUAA
Molecule: messenger RNA, 21844 nt
Organism: Episyrphus balteatus (marmalade hoverfly)
Lineage: Eukaryota; Metazoa; Arthropoda; Insecta; Diptera; Syrphidae
Product: titin-like
Exons: 15
Coding region: 854-21844 (6996 amino acids)
Molecular function (GO): protein binding
Source: RefSeq, a predicted model, not a curated record